AUGGGCUCAAGCUCAUUCCUCUCCCCUUCACCAUAUAACACGGCAUGGUUGGCAAUGAUUCCUGAUCCUCGCCGGCAUGAUGGUCCCAUGUUUAAAGGGUGUUUGAAUUGGGUGCUCCAUAAUCAAAAUGAAGAAGGGUUUUGGGGAGAUUAUGAUUAUGAAGAACAUGAAAUGUCCGAUGGAGGGGAGUGUCUUGCUUCAACCCUUGUUUGCAUGACUGUGCUCAAAAAGUGGAAUGUUGGUUCACCUUUGAUAGAGAAAGGAUUAAAGUUCAUUCAUGAGAAUGUGGAAUUGCUUCUUUUGAGAAACGGGCAUGGAAAGUUUCCUCGUUGGAUAGCUAUCAUCUUGCCUGGAAUGAUUGAUUUGGCACGUGCUGUUGGUUUGGAGAUCAUAUUCCAUGAAAGCACCGAAUGUGCCAUUGUAGAUUUAUUCCGCAAUCGACAACAAAUUCUCGAAAGGGAGAAACUUGUGGACAGGAACCAAUAUUACCCAUUGUUGUCAUAUCUUGAGGCAUUGCCUCCAACAUACAAAAUCAGCAAUGAAACCAUAUUGAAGCGUGUAGAUGGCGACGGCUCUUUAUUUCAAUCACCCUCUGCAACAGCAAGUGCAUACCUAUCCACUGGUCACAAAGCAUGCCUUGCUUAUCUUCAAUCUCUUGCUUCAAAUUGUGCUUCUAACGGCAUUCCAUCUAUAUAUCUCGUGGACGAAAAGCUUGCAAAACUUUCCUUGGUUUAUCAAUUAGUGAGACUAGGGUUGACCGAGUACUUUGACCGGGAGAAGGAUGAUAUUUUGGCACAAAUCUAUAGGAACUACAAGCAGGAAAAGCCAAUCACAAAAACAGUUCACUGGAUCGCCACCGAGCUAUACAAAGAUUGCUUGGAGUUCUGGCUUUUGCGCAUGCAUGGUUAUAUUAUUGAGCACGAACUGGGUCUUCCAUGGAUGGCUCGCCUAGACCACCUAGAACAUAGGAUGUGGUUGGAGGAAAAAGAUGCUUGUGUACUAUGGAUGGGAAAAUUAUCUUGGCAUAGGUAGUAAUGUCUUAAAAAGGAAAAUAUUCUGCAACUUGCUCUGCAGGACUUCGUACUGAGACAAUCUGCUUAUAGAAUGGAGCUUGAUGUAGUAAAAGGGUGGUCUGAAACAACCGGACUUAGCAAGAUGGAGUUCUGUCGAGAGAAGACAACAUACUCUUAUUUUGCUGUCUCCACUUCCAUUUCUUUACCUUACAACUCUGACAUGCGAGAAGUGGUUGCUAAGAGUGCGAUCAUAGUAACCGUUGCCGACGACUUUUUCGACGUGGAGGGUUCACUAGAGGAUCUAGAGAAGCUUACCAAUGCAGUUCAAAGGUGGGAUGGUGAAGGACUAAGUGGGCAUGCCGAGACCAUAUUCAAAGCCCUCGUUGAUCUCGUCACUGACUUCAGAGCGAAAUGCUUCAAACAAUCAGGGAAGGACAUCAAGAAAAACCUCCAAGAUAUAUGGAGUGAGACAUUUCAUUCAUGGCUCAUGGAAGCGAAAUGGAGCCGAAGCGGAGGUGCGCCUACUAUGCAAGAGUACCUUGAUGUGGGCAUGACAUCUAUCGCAACACACAUCUUAGUCCUUCCCUCUUCGUGCCUCGCGAGCCCCACGACCCCAUUGCAUCAGCUGUGGUCUAGCCCCUACCAGCCCAUCACCAAAUUGCUCAUGGUCAUCACUCGCUUAUUGAAUGACAUCCAAAGCUAUCAGAAAGAAGAAAAGCAAGGGAAAUUGAACUUUGUGCUGCUAUACCUAAAGGAAAACCCCCAGGCUAGCAUUGAGGACUCCAUCAACUUCGUGCAACAUCUGCUAGACCAACUGAAGAAAGAGUUCCUCCAACACGUCCUUGAGGAGCCCUGCAGCUUACCUAAACCGAGCAGGCGGCUCCACCUCGGGUGCUUGAAAGUGUUCCACAUGUUCUUCAACUCCUCUAACCGCUACGACUCAGACAUGGACAUGUUUCACGACAUCCAGAAAGCACUCGUAGUCCCACCACGAGUCCCCAAACUGAAGUCCCCGAUGCCUUUGCCGGAGCAACCGAGACCGAAGCCACGGGUGUCUGUGACCAAGGACCUGUCCGGUCAAUUCAGACUCGGGCGUUUUCCUAGGAAGAGCUUUGUUGGGUGUCAAAUGCCUUCCCAUAGUGGUCCAGCGAAUAGAUGGGAGAAGAUGUACAAGUUAUCUAGUUUUAAGUUAUGUUUCGCUUAG
This is a messenger RNA of Eucalyptus grandis, 2217 nucleotides long. RefSeq names its product S-linalool synthase. Lineage: Eukaryota; Viridiplantae; Streptophyta; Magnoliopsida; Myrtales; Myrtaceae. The record is from RefSeq and is a predicted model, not a curated record. The transcript has 12 exons. Gene Ontology annotation, molecular function: magnesium ion binding; terpene synthase activity. Gene Ontology annotation, biological process: diterpenoid biosynthetic process.